Molecule: messenger RNA, 7911 nt
Organism: Leptonychotes weddellii (Weddell seal)
Lineage: Eukaryota; Metazoa; Chordata; Mammalia; Carnivora; Phocidae
Source: RefSeq, a predicted model, not a curated record
ACAGCAGAGUGGAACAUGCGGAUGGUUAGAGCUGCAAGCCAGCCACUCCUGGGUUUACACAGGGGACACGCCAUCACUACUCACUCGAUCAUGGGUAACAUGAUAUUACUUGGUUUGAUUUCAAGCCACUUCUGAGACUUUAAAUCUCCCCAAAAUGGAAAGCCUAGUGUGGUUCUUCCCAGAAGCUCUUGGCUGCUGCUGAUGGCUGAAACCGCACCUGCCGGCGGCUUGCUUGCAGCCCCCGAGACAGCCCAGCCUGUGCCGUUCUGACCAUGGACGGAACGCCAGCUGGAUCUAGUAGUGGCACCCCAGCCGACCCGGAGGCCCUCCUCAAGCCCCUCCUCAAGCCCCCAGGCUCACCGGCACCGCCUGACCAGUGGGACGAAGCCCAGUCAGGUGUUCAUCAGACAGAAGCACAGACUCUGACUCUUUGCCGUAAUUGUUCGGGUGCCAGUGUCCAGGUACACAGAGCUUCAGAUGGAGGAGGAGGAGGCCUGGAUGUACCCAGCAAGGGCGACACCUGUCAGAAUGGGCCGACGCCACCGUUCCCAGACCCUUCGUCACCUCUCGGUUCCCCCACAAGCCCAGGGGGUCCCGAUGCCUCUCCAGGUGUGGCUGGUUUCCCUGACAACCUAAGGAAGUCUCAGGGGACUAGUGCUGAGGGCAGUGUUAGAAAAGAAGCUUUGCAGUCUCUCAGACUCAGUCUUCCUAUGCAAGAAACGCAACUGUGUAAGCAUCUGUUCCCACUGGGCUCUUCCCCACUCUCCCCCAACCCCCUCCUGCAUCCCUUGGUACUCACCACCCUUCAGAGGCACUCCAGUCAGCCUGCGGCUAGAACGAGACUAUCUAGUACACUUGACCCGGAGCUCAUGCUGAACCCAGAAGCCUUGCCCCGGGCCAGUGCUGUGGCCCUGACAAAGGAGUAUUCCUUCCUGCGCACCAGUGUCCCUCGAGGCCCAAAGGUGGGCAGCUUAGGGCUCCUGACACAUCCUAAGGGGAAAAAAAGUUCCAAAUCAAGCAAAAUUCGGUCUCUGGCUGAUUACAAAACUGAAGACGAAGGUUCUGGGAGUUCUGGUGGAAACGUUCCGGCUGUAGACUCUGCCAGGGGCUCUCUGAAGCAGAACCGCAGCAGUGUGGCGUCCGUGGUGUCUGAGGUUAGCCUGUGUCCUGAGGCCGAUGAUCACCUGGAGAAUGCAUCCCUGACGGGUGACAACACGUCUGAGGCCGAUGGGAAUGAGAGCGACAGCUCCUCCCACAGCAGCAUGUCUACCCGCGGGACAUGUGGGCUUCUGGUGAACACCGUGGGCACUCGAGAAGCCUCCUAUGUGGUCAACGGCCAAGAGAUUGCCGCUGGUGCGCUGGGCCAGUUCCCCUCCAUCACGGAUGUCCUCCAGGCCGCAGCAGCUGAGCACCAAGACCAGGGGCAGGAGGUCAAUGGGGAGAUGCGGAGUCGGACAGACAGCAUCUGCAGCAGUGUGUCCCUGGAAAGCUCUGCUGCCGAGACCCAUGACGCCAUGCUGCAGGCCCUUAAAGACAAGAUGAGGCUUGAAGGGCAGCUGGAGGCGCUGUCUGCAGAGGCCAGUCAGGCACUUAAAGAGAAGGCAGAGCUGCAGGCGCAGCUCGCCGCUCUGAGCACAAGGCUGCAGGCACAGGUGGACCAGAGCCACAGCAGCCAGCAGAAGCAGGACUCCCUCAGUUCGGAGGUGGACACCUUGAAGCAGUCUUGCUGGGACCUGGAGCGAGCGAUGACUGACCUGCAGAGCAUGCUGGAAGCCAAGAACGCCAGCCUGGCGUCAUCCAACAGUGACCUGCAGGUGGCAGAGGAGCAGUACCAAAGACUCGUGGCCAAAGUGGAAGAGAUGCAGAGAAACAUCCUCAGUAAGGACAACACAGUGCACGACUUGAGACAGCAGAUGACGGCCCUGCAGAACCAGCUCCAGCAGGUGCAACUGGAACGAGCAACUCUGAGCAGCAAGUUGAAGGCGUCCCAGGCCGAGAUCUCGUCUCUGCAGCAUGUCCGCCAGUGGUACCAGCAGCAGCUCGCCCUGGCCCAGGAGGCCCGGGUCAGACUGCAGGGCGAGAUGGCCCAUAUCCAGGUUGGACAGAUGACCCAGGCAGGCCUCCUGGAGCACCUGAAACUUGAGAACGUGUCCCUGUCCCACCAGCUGACGGAAACCCAGCACAGAUCCAUUAAGGAGAAGGAACGCAUUGCUGUCCAGCUGCAGGGCAUUGAGGCCGACAUGUUGGACCAGGAAGCUGCCUUUGUGCAGAUUCAAGAGGCAAAGACAAUGGUGGAGGAGGACCUGCAGCGGAGGCUGGAGGAGUUUGAAGAUGAGAAGGAGCAGCUGCAGAAGAUGGCGGCCUCGGCUGCAUCCCUGGAACAGCAGUUGGAGCAGGUGAAUUUGACUUUGCAACAGCGAGACCAGCAGCUUGCGGUGUUACAGCAGGAGCACCUCGACCUGCUGAGGCAGCUCACCUCAACACAGGAGACGUUGCAGGCCCGGGAGCAGUCCCUCGGCGACCUGCAGAUGCGCUACGACGAGCUGCAUGCCAGGCUGGAGGAGCUGCAGGGGGAGGCCGCCUCCAGGGACGACACCAUCCGCUUCCUGCAGAAUGAGAAGAUUGUCUUGGAGGUGGCUCUGCAGGCGGCCAGGAGCGGCAGGGAGGAGCUGGACAGAGGAGCCAAGCGCUUGGAAGAGGGCACUGAGGAGACAUCACAGGUUUUAGAGCAGUUGAGGCAAGAGUUAGCCGUGAAGUCCAGCCAGGUGGAGCACCUACAGCAAGAGGCCGCCACCCUGAAAAAGCAGACACAGAAAAUAAAGGAGCAGUUUCUUCAACAAAAGGUGAUGGUGGAGGCCUACCGGCGGGACGCCACCUCCAAGGACCAGCUCAUUGGUGAGCUGAAGGCCACGAAGAAGAGGCUUGACUCAGAGCUGAAGGAGUUGAGGCAAGAGUUAAUUAAACUUCAAGGGGAGAAAAAGUCUGUGGAGGUAGAACAUGUGCGCUUGCAGAAGGAAGUGUCCCAUGUCCAUCAGCAGAUGGCCGACCUCGAAGGGCAUCUCCAGUUGGUGCAGAGGGAGCGCAACGAGAUGGAGACGCACUUGCAGUCUUUGCAGUUUGAUAAAGAGCAGAUGGUAGCUCUUACAGAGGCCAACGAGGUGCUCAAGAAGCAAAUUGAGGAGCUACAGCAAGAAGCCACCAAGGCCAUCACAGAGCAGAAGCAGAGGAUGAAGCGGCUGGGCUCAGACCUGAGCAGCGCUCAGAAGGAGAUGAAGACCAAGCACAAGGCCUAUGAGAAUGCGGUGGGCAUCCUCAGCCGCCGCCUGCAGGAGGCCCUUGCAGCCAAGGAGUCGGCAGACGCAGAGCUGAGCCAGCUGAGAGCCCAGGUGGCCGGCGGUAGCCGUGACCUCCCUCUGCACGAGAGAAUCCAGGCUCUGGAGGCAGAACUGCAGGCUGUUGGCCACAGCAAGACGAUGCUGGAGAAGGAGCUCCAGGAGAUUAUCACACUGACCAGCCAGGAGCUGGAGGAGUACCGGGAGAAGGUGCUGGAGCUGGAGGACGAGCUUCAAGAAUCUAGAGGCUUUAGGAGGAAGAUAAAGCGCCUUGAGGAGUUGAAUAAAAAGUUGGCCCUUGAGUUAGAGCAUGAGCGAGGGAAGCUUACAGGCCUGGGGCAGUCCAACGCAGCUCUGCGGGAACACAACAGCAUCUUAGAAACAGCUUUGGCCAAGAGGGAGGCAGACCUGGUUCAGCUGAACCUCCAGGUCCAGGCAGUCUUGCAGCGGAAAGAGGAGGAGGACCGCCAGACGAAGCAGCUCGUCCACGCCUUACAGGCUGCGCUGGAGCGAGAAAAGGCCACCGUGCACAGCCUCAAGGAACAGGUCGCUGCCGCCAAGGCGGAAGCAGGACAUAACCGCCGCCACUUCAAGGCUGCCACCUUGGAGCUGAGUGAGGUGAAGAAGGAACUGCAGGCCAAGGAGCAGCUGGUGCAGAAGCUGCAGGCUGAGGCCGAGGGUCUCCAGAUUCAAGAGGGGAAACAUUCCCAGGAAAUAGCACAGUUCCAGGAGAAGCUGGAGGAGGCCCGGACCCAGCUCCAACUCCUGCAGAAGCAGCUAGACGAGCAGCUGAGCAAACAGCCUAUAGGGAACCAAGAGAUGGAAAAUCUCAAAUGGGAGGUGGAGCAGAAAGAAAGAGAAGUCCAGUCCUUGAGGCAGCAGCUGAACUUGACCGAGCAGCAGAGUAAGAAGGAACUGGAUGGAAUACAGCAGUUAUCACAGAACAUCAGAGCCGAGUUGGAGAUGGUGCAGGACGAUCUGUCCCUGACCCAGAAAGAUAAAUUCAUGCUUCAAGCUAAAGUGUCAGAGCUGAAGAACAACAUGAAGACUCUGCUCCAGCAAAACCAGCAGCUCAGACUGGACCUGCGGCGUGGCGCAGCGAAGACGAGAAAGGAACUGAAAGGCGAGGCCAGCUCUUCUGGCCCCGUGACGCCAGUGAAGAUCCCUGACUGCCCUGUCCCGGCCUCCCUGCUGGAGGAGCUGCUGAGGCCCCCACCUGCCGUGAGCAAGGAGCCCCUCAAGAACCUCAACAGUUGUCUCCAGCAGCUAAAGCAGGAGAUGGACAGCCUGCAGCGCCAGAUGGAGGCACAUGCCGUCACCGUGCACGAGUCACUGUCCUCAUGGACUCAGGGGGAUCCCGCUGCCAGUGCUGCUCCCCUGGGAGAUCACGCCAACCCCAGGGGAGAUACAGAGCGACACAGUCAGUGCAGGGUCUCCAGAGAGGCGCUUGGAACAGCGGCCGCCGAGCACCCCCACUCCGAGUGCUUGUAACUACCCAAAGGAAUAAUCUUUUAUCAAUAUUAUUUAUUUGACUGUUUGCUCUGUGUUUUUCUAAGAGAUGAAGUUUAAAUUUUGCAUCUGCCUUUUCAAGGAGUAAAAGAACUGAACAAGAGCCAAGGAUUAGAGAAAUAGUAAUUUGCAGAUCACAACUAGCUUUUCCCCUGAAAUGACCAAAUGCUAGCAACCUAGUUUAGAUCUCAGUGAGUUUUUGAAUGUGUCUGAAGGGUUACUUGCGGGAGGAGGUCUCUGUUGAGUGACUGUAGCUGCAGCCCCCUGAGGGUGAUGCCAAUCAGUGGCCACCGGUGGAAACGCUGCAUGACUGGGUCCCGCUUCUCUCUUUCCAGAUUCCGUGAGAGCUUUAGCUCCCUGCGGAAACGAAACUUUAUUUGCACCUUUGGUUUUUAUUUUCAAUAGCUAUCUCACCAUAGGAUGUGUAUAUAAAUACUGAAAAUCAUAAGCUAAUCUUUAAAAAGUGUAUUCCAUAUUAUUUAAGAAUGACCUGAAUUGUCUUUUUAUUGAUCGCCUUUUGAAAAUCUGCUGUCAGGAAGUAACGUACAUGUAGGAUUUAGGGAUGUCAGUCAGAAAAUUAUAUUUUAAGAAAUAUAAUUAUUUUAUUUACUGUACCUUCUAAAACCAAAUAUUCUUGGAGCGAAAAGGUUUUUUGUUUCAGUUUCACUUUAUUUUUGAGAGCCUUGUCCUAAGUGCACACCCCACCCCAUCUGACCCUUGACCCUGCACGGCCUCACUCACUUUGGCUGUCCCCUAGGCGGGCCUGGCGGCCAUAAGGACACCAAUCACCAAUGUGCUGGCCUGACAUGGGAGAUGGUUGGGGAGGGGUCACAGGAGAGGAGGGGAGAGAGGGACCAGGGCUCCCUGCAGGGCUCUGAGCCAGGUGCAAGGCUUCUCCAGGCCUCCUCCCCCCGUCCCCCCCCCAACCCCGGGCCCACAUGAAAAUACGUCCAUCAGAGCCUGUGUGGUCAUCAGUGGUCAUCAGGGGACAUGCUGAACUCAUUGCGGUGACAGCCUUCAGAAGGUCCCGUAACCUCUCAUCUGGAGGGUUUUCUAGAACGGGCAGGUCAGCUGUGUGAGAAGGCAGUGGAGGCCACCCGAGCUCUCCUGUAGGUGAGAGCCUGAUUUGGAAGCAGGCUCCGUGAGCGUGGGAGAUUUACUUGACUGUCUAUGACCCCGGAGGGCUGUAACUUUGUCCCCUAUUGGCCAAGAAAUCUAAGCUGAUAGUGAACUGUUGUCAGAGAAGAGAGGCCCCUGGUGCAGAUCUGCUGGUCUGGAGAUGAAGUUGGAAGUGUUACUGAUCAGGCCAGAUAUGCUCGUGUCAACUUACUACUUACAUCUCUUUUGUGGAGAAAACGGUUUGAUAUUUUUAAGCUGUUUGUGUUCUCUUACGCUAUUAGAAGGUAAAUUGAUAAGGUAGCAUUAACCACAAAGAUGCUUAGUGUUUAAAAAAAAUUCCCUAGCAAGUAUUGAAACUUCUGAAAUACGUAGAUCACUUGUACAGGGUUAAUCUUGAAAUAAUACUUGAAGACUUCAUUAUAAAUAUAUCCUAUUUUCAUCUUAAGUUGGAAAUCGUUUUUGACAAAAUUGUUUUUGUACCAUUAGAAAAGAAAAAUCGUAACUUACAUUCUUAUUUAUUUUGGGUGUUUUAUCCUCAGUUUUAAUUUUAAAACCAAGACAUGACACUCAGCCUCAUGCUGUGGCUACUUUCUCACUGCUGCUUAUUGGAGGUCUCCCAGUGAAAGCCGGUCACUGUGCAUUUUUUAUUAGGAAAGGGUAAACGGAUUCUGAAUAAUCCUCAAGUGAAAGCAGAUUUCUGUUCCUCACCCUGUUUCCCUCAUGUCUUACUUGUGUCUGUGCACCUGCGGGCUUGUGCGGGCCUGCAGUAGCCGCGCCCCCUGCUCUCCUGCUGUCCUGUGCCACCGUCGUGGUCACCCCAUCUUUCAGUUCCGUCAACACCAGCCUGCCUCUGGUCUGACCUCCCUGGCUGUCCCCACGCACUGUGAUGUUUCUUGUGUGGCCUGCAGCUCCUGACCUGGGGCCCUUUUGUUCAAGCUGACACCACCUUUAGGCUUCUUAACAAGUCACUUGGAAGAGGAAGUUGGACUUUGAAAUCACCUGCUUCUGAUUUAUUGAGGGUUAUUAUUAUUUUUUUAAUCUCUAAGGGACUUGAUUGGCACUUCUACCUCCCAGGCUACAUUCUGCAGUGAGUAUCAUUUGAAAUAUUCUGUUUGUGGGCAGAAGUGGGAAUUUGGAAUUUACUCAUGGAAAACAACAGUCCAGUCGAUUAUUUAUAGGAACAGGCUUGCUGUUACAGUAUGUUUGUGUAUAUUAUUCAUCCUGUGUGAUGAAUACCGUAUUUCUUGUUUCUCUUAUGUUCCAAAAAAAAAGCUUAUUGCAGUGUGGUUAUCACUGAUUUUUCCAUGGAACACAUUGGAUAGAUGCCACGGAUCUUACGGAUUUACAUAGGUUUUGUUCUACUGUUUGGAAGGUCUAACAGGCAAGGGUUUGAUAGGCUUUUUCUCUGGCCUGGGUCCAGGUCAUGGGACAGACCUGCUAGGAAGAUUCUCAUUACACUCUUUCUUAGUUUGAAGACUUUUCUUGGUGUAGGGUUACUUACUGCAGAAGCCACGGCAUAUAGUCCUACUCCUAUGAGUAACUUUUUAAAUAGAAAUGAAAUGUCCUGUGUAAAGAUUUCUAGUAGUGAAAGGGACCAGUAUAUCUGAAAGACAAAUGUCCUGGAGCCUUCCUCAAGGACCCCUGUGACGUGUGAGACGUCCUGAGCCUUACGCAAACACGUUCCAGGCAAAUCUGAUUGUGUGGUGGUCUCAGGUUAUAAUAGGACCCUUGAAGGUAAUGUUGUAGAGGGUCUAGAAAACUGGAUGGCUUUAAGUUACUCAUUUCUGUUAAAAAUUUCCUCAUGAAAGGGAGUCCUCAGGUUGGGGCUGUUAGGGAAAAGGUGUCACCAUGCCCAACGAAUUGUAACUUUAAAAAGCAUGUUGAUUUUUUAUAAAUUUAAGUGUGCUGGGGAAUUCCUUAAAUUUUGUGCAAUAAACUAUUUUUUGUUAAA